AAAGUAAACGCUCGAAGCUAUUUUGCCACUACUAGAACCGCGCUGAAGCUUUAAACUUUGUGCCGAGCAUGUGUGUUUACGGGUUUAUUUACCGCCAUGGAGGAAAGGAGGAGGAGGAAAGCAUGGUGGCCGAUAUCCUCGCGUGGCGCUAGCUGUAAGGAAGUCACGGUGAAUAUCAGAGUGGAAAGUUCAUUUUCUACUGAUUGGAACCCUCGACGUGCGCAAACGAAGCGCGAAAAAACGAAACACUCUAGACGAGCUCAGACGCGCAACCUAAAAUGUUUCGAAUCACAUCAAGCCGGAGUCAGACAGGUGCUUAUUCCCCGACAAGCGUGUGAACCACUUGGGAGUAUGAUGCCAUCCGGAAUUUGUCCAGAAAAAUGCUGCUAAGGGCACCGACCAUGACAGACAUUAAAACCAUUUUCAAUUAUAUUUGAGACCCGUUAAUAUGACCGCAACUGCAGAUAUUGGUCAUAAAGCGCACUAUAUGACGCACACACACACAAAAAAGCAGAAAAUGUGGCUAGCACAGGGCUGUGCUACAAUUUAUUGCAAACAAGACACAUUUUGAACAAGAGCUUACUUGUGAAAGAAAUCCAAUCAUAUUGUCUGCUUAGUUUGAGGGAAGAAUGCAUGCGUUCAUCCCCAAUUUGUGUAAAAACUAUCUGACUUCGGGUAAGCGACUUGUCAUGUUAGCAAGAGGUAUUUACCACUUUUUUGCGUGAUUUCCACUUGGAUCGUCAAUCACUAAAUACACAAACAACUAAAUAAACCAGGCAUGGCUAUAGGUGACCUGUGUAACGGAAGUUGGGUAGCUUCGUACAGACACACUGAGAGUGUCAUUUGGGCAUGCUAAUCAUUGAAAUAGAAUUGAUCAUCAGCUACUUAGAUUUUAUCCAUUAGACACAUUAGACAUUGAGAAGAGUACCUAGGAGAGGGGGGAAACACCCUCCUCGCUUAUCACCCCUUACAUCUUCCAAGUACUGCGCAUUAAAACCAGGGAGUACUCCAUUACAAGUUCUCCAUUACACUUUCUUCAGAAGGAAAACAAUGUCUAUGCAGGAUUUCGUCAAGGACCUCUCACUGGAACCUCUUUUAUCUUAACUGAUAACCCACGCAGACGUAGCUGACCAUUCAACAGACAGACAGCAUACAGUUUACUCCCCAUGAAGGAAGAGGCAAGAGAUCCUUCAAUCCUUGAGUCAUCACGUUCCAUCCCCUUGGAUUCACAACCUGAAGAGAUGCAGCUCUCCUCAGAGUUCAGUGGCCAGCUCGUGAGAAUAAAAUUGGAACCACCUGAUGAUUCAUGUCUACCAGAAGAGGGCCAGACACAGCAGCAGCACUGCAAGGAGUCUUCGUCAGGAGGUGAUGCUGAUGGAGCAGCAGUUGGGAUGUGUCACAUUAAAGAGGAACCUCGAGAGGAUUCCUCAAAUGAAGGUCCACUCAUAGAAGUCAAAACAGAACCUUACAACAUUACGGUCUUGGCAGGACAGGAACAAAUGGGACACAGCUGUGACUCAACACCACAAGAGUUCUUCCAGAGCACAGACCUGCAGCAUCACGAGAGGACCCACACAAGCGAGAAGUUGUACAAGUGCAAUGUCUGCCCUGCAGAGUUCAGUCUGAGUGGGCACCUACAGGCUCAUAAGCAGACACACACGAGCAAGAAGCCAUACAAGUGCGAUCUGUGUCCUGCGGAGUUCUGCCGGAUCUGGAAUUUACGGGAUCACAAGCAGAGACACACGGACGAGAAGCCAAAGUGCGAUGUCUGCCAUGCAGAAUUCACCCGGAUGUGGGACCUACGGGAACACAAGCGGAAACACACUGGUGAGAAGCCAUACAAGUGUGAUGUCUGCCCUGCAGAGUUCAGCUGGAGAGAGGGCCUACAGGUUCAUAAGCGGACACACACGGGUGAGAAGCCAUACAAGUGUGAUGUCUGCCCUGCGGAGUUCACCCGUACAGGGACCCUACACCGUCACAAGCGAAUACAUACAGGCGAGAAGCCAUACAAGUGCGAUGUCUGCCCUGCACAGUUCACUCAGAAAACUGUCCUGCUGUGUCACAAGAGAACGCACACCAACGAGAGGCCAUACAAGUGUGAUAUCUGCCCUGCAGAGUUCAGCCAGAAAUAUAACCUGCAGCGUCACAAGAAGACGCACACAGGCGAGAAGCCAUGCAAGUGCGAUGUCUGCCCUGCAGAGUUCAGCCAGAGUGGGCACUUACAGCAUCACAAGCGGACACACAUGGGAGAGCAGCCAUAAAAGUGGGACAUCUGUCCUGCAGAGUUCAGCCAAAGCAUGGAGCAAGAAGCCAUACAGGAGCAUUCUCUGUUGUGCAGACUUGAGGCAAAUCACAAACCAGCCCCUUUGCAAGGGGGCAUUUAUGAACAUGAAGCCAUACAAAUGCAACCUCUGUCCUGCAGAGUUCAGCCACUGUAUGGACACACAGCAGCCAUAGAACAAGCUGCUAACAGAGCAGGAGCUAGCUCAGCCAGUGCAUGGACGUGUUAUUUUCACAAUUAGCCACAAGGCACCUGGGCUAGCAACAGUACAAGUGUGGAGACUGUGUACACAAGAAAGAGGCCAUCCAAGGAUCAGUUCUGUUGUCCUAAACGCGGAGGCCUGAAGAAGCACGUGGUCAUGUGCAGAGGGGGAAGGCUGUAGAGACGCAGUUCGUAUCCCACGUCAUUCUGUCGGAUGUCGUGAAACUCGCGUGCAUGAACGGACUGAGGUUGAAAAAGAGUUGGAAUGGUGUUGGAUGAUGCAUGUGAAAUAUCAGGAAACCCAGAGUCGAGAAUGACGUCUGCUUAGGGAUCCCUGUGAGACAAGCCUGUGUGCCAGGAGAGAUUAUAACCACUUGUGAUGUUUGUUACAGCAGGUAGCUUUAUAGGGACUGUGCGACAAACUGGUGGUGCCGCGAUGUGGCUUUGCGUGAUAGCCGCUGGUUCUCUAGCUUUGUUUACAUGUGAAGUGCAAGCGUCUUUUCCUUGCCACAGUGGAAGUGCCGCAUCACUGACUCUGCAAGUACCUAAAAGAACUCUUAAUUAGGGACCAGAUGUUUCAUUUCUCGUGAUUUCUGCGCUUCCAAUCGGGGCUCGGAACCGUUAUUUUGGGGGGCUUCGGUUCAAGGUUACUGGUUUGGUUUGGAUUCAGUGCAACCAAAAUAAUGGUUUACGGUUUAUGUGUGCUGUUCUAAUCAGUGUACCACAUGUGAGAGGUAAUAUCAGGUUCCGGCAGUGGCUUUAGUCCUCCUUCCCUCCUCUUACUCCCUCGCCUUCCCACUUCAUAUGCAAAGAACCAUGCAGUUGACAGCGGAUAAUCCUUUACUGUACCGAAACGUGCUGGGAAAUGGCAUACAGCAUACCAUUCAACUCCACUGCAAAAGGCUAUCGCAAAUUUCUAAAGAAAAACAGGUGGAGAAAGCGGUCACGUGGUAGAUUGUGUGUAGGCCGGCACGCUGCUCCUCACUGAAAAAGGGCGCUCCUGUGUUUCUUUCCUCCAUGAUCUGAACCACAUGCCAACCUCUUUCCCUUGGUUGCUAGAGGAUUGCAUUGCCUGUGGAUGUCACUAUGAACUAUUAAAAUUUAAGUCGACUUCACACAGCGAUGCUGAAUGAAAGGAGGCAGCCGAGGCAACAAUGCAAAGUGUAGCUGUCGUGUAGCCCAUCUUUUCUUUCACACCUCGAGGCACAACAAUGUACAGGGAUGUCGUGAACAUUUUGGAGGCAAGGCUGUAGGAGGCGCAUGGACUCACCGCUCCUUGGUUUCGAUUUGUCCGCUCUACGAAUUCGGCAAGAUUCUGAGCGAUGCAGAGAGCUGGUGCGCUGCAGUCGAUGGAGUGGGAAGGUAUGGGUGUUUUUACCGUUUGGUAAAUCGGUUACCGCGUCAAAUUUUUUCGGUUCCGUUACGGUUUGUUCAAGUGGAGAGAAAUCAUGUCUAUGGAUUGGUUCCGGCAACGAGCCCUGCUUCAAAUACGACCGAGGGUGCUGGAGGGUGCGAGGGCGAAUAGUGUUUGUGACGCGCAUGAGGCCAUUGCAUGAGGUGUGCACAACAUGAAUGAAUAUAUUCAAUUUCUUCAGUUCUAGUUUCGAUUAAACCGAAUGAGGACCUGCAAAAUGAUCAUAUAUUGAUUAUAAAUGAUAAUUUACAGUUGCCGCUUUCAUGGCUGUGUAACGCUGUUACGGAUCUGCAUCCUACAAGACGACAGCUUAUUUCGAGAUGAUGGGGUGUUUCAUCACCAAUGCCAGAUCUUGAAAAAUUGACAGAAAUGUAAACAGUAAACAUUCCAAUCGCAAAACAGGAUUGAAAUUUCGCGUAUGGAACCCUUGAGCGAGGACUAAAUAAAAUAAUUGUAAAAUAAAAUACAACUGUUUUCCGA
This is a messenger RNA of Ornithodoros turicata, 4376 nucleotides long. Its product is annotated as zinc finger protein 239-like. Bases 1167 to 2261 code for a protein of 364 amino acids. Gene Ontology annotation, biological process: regulation of transcription by RNA polymerase II. Gene Ontology annotation, molecular function: RNA polymerase II cis-regulatory region sequence-specific DNA binding; DNA-binding transcription factor activity, RNA polymerase II-specific. The record is from RefSeq and is a predicted model, not a curated record. Lineage: Eukaryota; Metazoa; Arthropoda; Arachnida; Ixodida; Argasidae. The transcript is spliced from 5 exons.